GGGGACUAUGUAUGGCUUCCACCACAGAAACCCUCGGAAUUUGCCGUACCCAUUGGCGGCGUAGUCAAAGAAGUACAAUCUGAUGGAUUUCUGGUCGAAGAUGAUGAUGGAAAAGUAGUGAAGGUCUCCAAACAAACAGAACUAAAGCCAAUGCAUCCGUCGUCCGUGGAUGGAGUUGACGACAUGAUCGCCCUAGGUGAACUGAACGAGGGUGGCAUACUAAGAAAUUUACAUAUUCGAUACAAACAAAACAAAAUUUACACCUACACUGGAUCUAUACUCGUGGCUUUGAACCCCUACCAAGUCUUGCCAAUCUAUACAGCGGACACGAUUCGGGCAUACAGAAAACGAAAGAUUGGGGAACUCCCACCACACUUGUUUGCAAUCGGUGAUAAUGCCUACGCCCAUAUGAGGCGUUACAAUCAAGACCAGUGCAUCAUCAUCAGCGGAGAAAGUGGGGCCGGUAAAACAGAAAGCACAAAGCUUCUGCUACAAUUUUUGGCUGCGGUAAGUGGACAGCACUCAUGGAUUGAACAACAAAUUCUUGAUUCAACGCCGAUCAUGGAAGCUUUUGGGAACGCCAAAACGAUCCGCAAUGACAACUCUUCACGAUUUGGCAAAUAUAUAGAAAUACAUUUCAAUCGAGAACGGGGCACCAUUGUCAGUGCACGCAUUGAGCAAUACUUGCUGGAAAAGUCUCGAAUUGUGACUCAAGCACCAGGUGAGCGAAAUUACCACGUCUUCUACUGCAUGUUGGCCGGUAUGCCCGCAACAAUGAAGCAAAGUCUUGGGCUGAGUCACGCGAGAGAUUUCAACUAUUUAACGCAAGGAGAGACUGUCGCUGAAAGCAGACAAGAUUCUACCGAUUAUGUGAACGUAACCUCCGCAAUGCGAGUCUUGAUGUUCACACAAGAUGAAAUGGAUCAUAUUUGGUCUCUGUUGGCGGCAAUACUCCAUCUGGGAAACAUAUGCUUCAAGGGUGAUCAAAGCAAUGGAGUUGAUACCAGCUCAAUUAGUGCGGAAUCUUCACGUCACCUUCAAAUGGCAGCCAGGCUACUAGAUGUUCCAAUAGAGGACAUGCGAUCUUCACUGACAACGAAGCGUCUAUUCACAAGUAGUGAAUGUGUUACAGCCCCACUGUCUGUUUCAUCAGCUGUGACCGUGCGCGACGCUCUGGUUAAGGCAAUCUACUGUCAGCUCUUCGUCUGGAUAGUGGGAAAAAUCAAUUCGGCUAUUUACAAACCUCCAUCAAGAGCAUCGGCUUCAAAAGCCGUGAGAUCAACUCCAAAACCAGGCAGUCCCGGUAUGGUUUUUGAUGAGUCGCCAGCAACAACUCCGGAUCAGACGAAACACUCUCCUUGGAUGAAAUGGUCGAAAUUUGGAUCCGCGCAUUGCUGGAAUAGAUUUUCGGACGCCAAGAAUUCCUCCUCCUCUGCGGGUUCUGGUCGUAGUUCCAUCGGAAUCUUGGAUAUAUUUGGUUUUGAGAAAUUCAGUAAAAAUAGCUUCGAACAAUUGUGUAUCAACUUCGCCAAUGAAAACCUGCAACAGUUCUUCGUCCGGCACAUUUUCAAACUCGAGCAGGAAGAGUACAUUGCCGAGGGAAUUGAAUGGACUCAUAUUGAUUUUGUUGAUAAUCAGAGCACGUUGAAUCUGAUCGGCGCCAAACCAAUGAACUUACUAGCUCUGAUAGACGAGGAAUGUCAGUUCCCUCAAGGUUCAGACAGUAGCUUACUGCAUAAAAUGAAUGAACUUCAAGCCAAUCAUCCUCAGUACGUCCGUACACAGUCAACGGCUGAACAGCGCUUCGGUAUACAACACUUUGCCGGUGUUGUCUACUACGACGUUGAUGGUUUCUUAGACAAGAGCAGGGACACGUUUAGCGCAGAUUUGGCUAAUAUGAUUCAACUGUCCAAGAGCCCGUUCCUCCAACGACUAUUCAAAGACUCGCUUGCCACGGAUUUUCAUGAUCUACAUCUUGAAAGAGAACGCGAUCGCAUAUUGACUAGCUCAGCGACGCUGAUCCAGGCACAUGUGCGUCGCCUUCUGACGCAGCGUUACUAUCGGGAACUGAGGUCUUCUACUAUAUAUCUACAGAAAAUGGUCCGAGGCUUCCUUGUCCGACAGCGUUACAAGAAGGUUAGGCAUGGGAUCUUACAGAUUCAGGCCGUCCUAUGUGCUCGACGGAUGACAGAAUCCUUUCAUAGGACUCGAGAUUUCGUCAUUCAACUUCAGGCGUACGCACGUGGCUUCCUGGCUAGACGUAUUGCCAAGCUGCGUCAUCCAGCCGCAGCCACCAUUCAGGCAGCAUUCCGAAAAAUGAUGGCUCGAAGGGCCAGUCUGAAAGACGAACGAACAGUCCAAACGACUGUCACACUUCCGCAUCAUGACACCGUCACCGCCAUUGCGAACGGAGAUCUCACACAAGACGAUGACAUUACACUCUGCCUCGAUAAAAGUGAAAGACAUCAAUUUCAACCCUUAGAUGCGGCAUUCAUGUCGGAUGACCUCUUUAGUAUUGCGCUUGAGAAUGAUGCAAGUUGUACAGUCGACGCCUAUUGCUUUGAACCCGGAUGUUCCACAACCGAGGGCUCUGCUAGCUACACCAAAAAACCGCGGUCAACAUGUACAACGCAAUUUCACCCAGCUUUGGCUCAAAGUCCCACCCUAAACAGUUCCAACACUAUCUGGAUUGUGGAAAAAGUGAACGCUGGUGACGUGGAGGUUGAAAAAAGUGAGACAACAAAGCCGGUAUCGACGUCAAUCCAUUUGGGAGGUUGUGAUAAGCCAGAGCCGAGUUCCUUUUCUGCAGUCACGUACAUUCAAGUGAGCAGCGAGCGAGAUCAUAAAGUGAAAGAAGAGACAUUCAUUCGAUUCGCUUCCACCUACUUCCAAGGUGGAGAGACGCCCUACUUUAGUAGGCGAAAUCUGAGCAGGUCCCUUCUUGCCCAUGCGAACGAAAACGAUGAAAUGGCAUCACUCGCAAUAUGGGUGAUGAUAUUACGGUUUAUGGAGGUACUUCCGGAACCGAAUAUCCGUGUGGAACAAACCAACCGGCCGGGUUUCCAGUUUGGCGACGGCAGAUAUCCUAGCAUCCGUCGCAUGCUUGAUGGUGACGGUAAAAUGGUGGUAUCAAAUAGCCCAUCGGUAUGUUCCACAACUGCAUGUCGGAAAGUAAUGCAUGAACUAAAAUGCAUCAAGUUAAGAAGGGUGACCGCCAGAUUCCAGCUACAGAGGAUAAAGUUUAUCAUGAUCAUCAAUGCCUAUGCUCUCGCAAACUCCCCCAAUGUCGGACUUCCGGACUCCUCCUUCUUGAUGGGCGAUUUCAUUGUGCGAGUUGGCUGGAUUUUACUUGCUUUAUGUACGGGUGUAUUUGCACCCUCGGAAAGGUUCAUCAAUGUGUUUCGGAAUUUCCUUCGCUCCGCUUCCACGGAAUUCGCGCGACUUUGUUUGCAUCGCCUACAUCGCACGUGUAAGAAUGGCGAACGUAAUCAACCACCGAGUUGGAUCGAACUUCGUGCCACACGACUGAAGUCCGGUAUCCCACUCUCUGUGACCUGCAUGGACGGCAGAGUAUUCAAUGUGUUGGCAGAUUCGGCUACCACGGCAGGUGAGGUGUGCCGCGCUUUGGCGAAGAAAGUGAACCUUCAAGAUGCCUUUGGAUUUUCACUGUUUAUCGAGGUCUUUGAUAAGGUGUCCUCCUUAGGGAACACGUCGGACCAUUUGAUGGACGCCAUUAGUCAGUGCGAUAAAUAUGCAUUGGAAAAAGGUGGCCGUGAUGUGCAUUCAACUUGGAACUUGUAUUUUCGAAAGGAAAUUUUCGCCCCAUGGCAUGAUCCUGCAUUAGAUUCGGUUUCUACAAGUCUAAUCUACAAUCAAGUUACUCGUGGAUUGCUGUAUGGAGAGUAUCGAUGUGACAAGAAAUCUGUUCUUGCCCUGCUAUUGGCUUGCAAGUAUUACGUCGACCUUUGUGAGGCACGGGGGAACAGUGAGCGGCUGGCCCAUAUUUCUGUGGAAGCAGUUCAAACCUGGUUAACCAGUUGGAAUUGUCCAUGGAUUAAAAGUACCGCUGAAUGGGUGAAGCAGAUGUUCACGCAUCUCCAGCGACGCGAUUUGUUCAGUUCGCUGCCAAGACCAAGCAGAAUCCAACAAGAGGUUGUGCAAAUUGCGAAGGACCAUUGGCCACUGUUCUUCUCGAAAUUCUACGAGGCGCAUCAAUUCACCGGUCCCAGUCUUUAUGUUGAAGAGGUGAUUAUCGCCAUAAACAGUGCAGGCCUGUUUGUCGUGAACGAUCAGCAGUAUCUGAUUCGUACAAUGAACUAUCCGGAAAUCUACUGUUUGGUCAACAGCUGCCCUAAAGGAGCAAUGAUAGACUUGCUCACCAUAACAACGGUAAAAGGAGUAGAAUAUAGUUUCUUUUCAAAGGAUGCCGAGGAGAUUAAAAAUUUGGUGAUGGCUUUUCUCUCUGGACUGAAGGAGCGGUCACGCUAUGCGAUCGUGGUACGAGAUUUCCAUCAAGUCCAAAGUGAGCCCAAGCCUCUGCUCUCCUUGAAUUACGGAGACUUAAUCAUUCUGAGUAAAGAGAAACGUGUACGCAACCCAGAGGACGACGAGGAAGGUCGGAUAUUGGAAGAGCCUAUGGAUCCUGACAGUCCAACAAUGAUACCCUGCUCCAGCCCCUCACCUUUCCCUUUUCUGCACGAACAUCUUAUUCAGCUUGGCGACAGUCAUGGCUGGUGUGUUGGCGAAAACCAGCGCACUGGGAAAAUGGGCGAAUUUCCGGUCAAAUGCGUGUACGUCCUUCCCUGCUUAACAAUACCCUCUGCGGACAUAUUGGGGCUUUUUGGAACUUCCACACAGCCGGCAAACCAGAGCGAAGGAGAAGAGGGAAGAUCCAAGUUUCAAAAACUUAUGCGAUCCGUAACUCCAGUCCGGAACAUCACUUACUUGCCAAGGCUUAUGAGCAGUAAGGAGCAACCAGGCUCGAUGUACACUGUGACCACAGACAUCUAUGUGGGACGGCGACAGAAACAGCAUACUCUGGCAGAAUUUGCCGCACGCUAUUUUAGAGGUAAAAUCUUCCUGUUUCCUUGUAAAAUAUCCAAGAUGCAGCUUGUUGAAAGAAAAAUGAACAGAAGUGCCGAGUUAUGGAGCCAUACUCAUGAGGCAUUGAAAAAGCCGUUACUUAGAAAGCUGGAAGAUGCCGAUGAGCGUGAUCAACAGACAGCUCUGGCCACCUUCAUAGCCAUAAUGCAGUAUAUGGGCGAUUCCAGGCCCGACAGAACCGCAAAGCCUUCCAUCUCUGAUCCAUGCAUUUUGACAGACAACAUAUUCGGUCCGUUUCUUGCCUCAGAGUUACUGCGUGAUGAGAUUUACUGCCAAAUAAUCAAGCAAUUAACAAAAAACCCAAAUAAACGAAGUUUUAAGAAAGGCUGGGAACUCAUGUGGUUGGCGACGGGGCUGGCUGCACCGAGUGCACCUCUGAUCAAGGAGGUGGAAACUUUCCUUCAUUCUACUCCGUAUGAUCGGGGACGCUUGUGUUUCAGUCGUCUGCAGAAGACCAAGGGUCAGAGACCACGACGAUUUCCACCGUGUGAACUUGAAGUGAUACGAAUUCAGCACAACCGGACGGAAAUUUUACAGACCGUGCGAUUUCCCGACGACUCGGAUGCUGCAUUUGAGGUGGCCUCUGGAACAAAAACAAGUGAAUUAUGCGAAAGAAUUGUGUCCAAGCUGGAUUUAGUUAACCGAACCGGCCAUGCGCUGUACGUUCAAAUUGGGGAACAUCUACAAGAUAUUCCGAGCGACACACACUUUUUUGACUUUAUUCGGUGGAUGAUGGAUUGCAUAAAGGGAGAACAAGAGGUCAACAAAGGUGUUUACUCUCAUCUGUCGUAUGAGCUAUUUUUCAUCCAAAAACUAUGGAUAGACAUUAUCCCGGGAAAGGAUCCGAAAGCAGACAAGCUAUUCCACUUUCCUCAGGAGCUUCACAAUUAUAUAUGUGGGCACCACAAAACCUCCGUAACGAAAUCAAUAGAAAUGGCUGCCUUGAUACUUAUUACAAACGGGAAUCGGUUGUUGGAAAACGCACAGACGCUGGAUAACAUUGUACCACAAUGCCUUCGCACUGAACUUUCUGAUGAGUGUUGGGCUGCUGAAAUAAACCGAGCACUCCGUUGGAUGAACAAAUUCACCAAGGAAGAGGCGAGGGUUAUGUUUUUGCGGUUCAUCUCUAGCCUACCCACGUACGGCUCCACGUUCUUCGAGGUUACGCAAAGUAGUAUCCCUGAACUCCCCGGAAGAAUUUUAUUAGCAAUAAACCAGACCGGCAUCCUCGUCAUUCACUGUCAAACAAAACUACAACCAUCGUACGACAAGUACCCGGUUAUUACAGCUGAUAAUGAUGAUGAUGACGAUGAUGAUGAUGAUGAUGAUGAUGAAAUU
Molecule: messenger RNA, 6441 nt
Organism: Opisthorchis viverrini
Lineage: Eukaryota; Metazoa; Platyhelminthes; Trematoda; Opisthorchiida; Opisthorchiidae
Exons: 32
Cellular component (GO): cytoskeleton; myosin complex
Molecular function (GO): ATP binding; protein binding; cytoskeletal motor activity
Source: RefSeq, a predicted model, not a curated record